Molecule: messenger RNA, 1494 nt
Organism: Penicillium chermesinum
Lineage: Eukaryota; Fungi; Ascomycota; Eurotiomycetes; Eurotiales; Aspergillaceae
Product: aminopeptidase P family protein
Exons: 10
Coding region: 1-1494 (497 amino acids)
Cellular component (GO): mitochondrion
Molecular function (GO): metalloaminopeptidase activity; manganese ion binding
Source: RefSeq, a predicted model, not a curated record
AUGGCGACAUGCAGAGCACUCGUGCGCCAAUGUGCACUAAAACUGCGUCCCUCAUAUCGUUUCAUCUCGCCAUGCUCUUCACUGACUCGCAAGCAAGUCACUCUUCGCAAGGCAUACUCUACCUCCGUCCAAGCUGCGGAACUCAAAUUCGGACAGCCCGUGCAUGAAACACAUCCUCAUAUUUUGAGCCCUGGAGAGCUCACGCCUGGAAUUACUGCCCUCGAAUACGCCCAGCGCCGAUCUCGGCUUGCUAACAAACUUCCUGAGGGAGCUGUUGCAAUCCUUGCUGCCUCUGAAGUGAAAUACCGCGCGCCAGGAAUCUUCCAUGAAUACCGUCAGGAGUCCAAUUUCUUCUACUUAACCGGCUUCAACGAACCCAAUGCCUUGGCGGUUAUCGUAAAUGACGGUUCUGGAGAUAAUCAUGUGUUUCAUCUUUAUGUGAGGGAGAAGGAUCCCAAGGCCGAACUUUGGGAUGGAGCCCGGUCUGGCACCCAGGCAGCGCAGGACGUCUUCAAUGCGGACGAGACCGGAAAUAUCGAGAACAUUGGAGAUAUCCUCCCCAAGAUUGUCGCGAAAGCUACCGAAGUCUAUUCAGACAUUCCCGCAUUCGAUGGAUCGAGGUCAUCACUGCACCGCUAUCUUUAUGGCCCAACUGUUGCUUCAGAAAAACUGAAGAAGUUCGUUGACCACCGCAAAGUGAAGCCUCUGAAGCCAAUCCUCAACGAGAUGCGGGUAUUCAAGUCUGAAAAUGAAGUGGUCCAUUUGCGCUUGCUCGGCCAGGCGUCCGGUCGAUCUUUCACGGACUCGAUGCGACAAGCCUUUUCCACCGAAAAAGAACUCUGCUCAUACCUGGAAUACAAGUUCAAGUUCAACGGCUGUGAUACAAGUGCCUUUGUCCCUGUAGUGGCGGGUGGCCAGAAUGCACUCAACAUUCAUUACACUAGGAACGAUGACCUUUUGAGAGAAGGAGACUUGGUGCUUGUAGAUGGCGGCGGCGAAUACGGAGGAUACAUUUCCGAUAUUUCCCGGACUUGGCCAGUCAAUGGAAAAUUCACCGACCCGCAGCGGGACUUAUACAAUGCCGUGUUAAAUGUGCAUCGGAGUUGUCUGGCUCUUUGUCGCGAAAGCGCAAGCCUGUCCCUCGACAAACUGCAUAGCAUUGCAGAGAAUGGACUCAAAGAUCAGCUGAAGCAGCUUGGAUUUGACGUUUCUGGAAGCGCCAUGAACACUCUAUUUCCCCAUCACCUCGGCCACUAUAUCGGUCUCGAUGUCCACGACUGCCCUGGCUACUCUAGGGGCUACGCUCUGAAAGCUGGACAGUGUAUUACUAUUGAACCUGGUAUUUACGUCCCCGAUGACGAGCGAUGGCCUGCUCAUUUCCGAGGCAUUGGAAUCCGCAUAGAAGACAGUGUCUGCGUGGGAGAUGAUCACCCUAUCGUACUAACUCCCGAAGCCGUCAAAGAGGUUGACGAUAUCGAGGCCCUUCGUGAUUAG